Bombus impatiens (common eastern bumble bee) is the source of this 3927-nucleotide messenger RNA. It is a transcript of the gene in, whose product is annotated as protein inturned. The transcript has 12 exons. Lineage: Eukaryota; Metazoa; Arthropoda; Insecta; Hymenoptera; Apidae. Bases 1006 to 3819 code for a protein of 937 amino acids. Gene Ontology annotation, molecular function: protein binding. Gene Ontology annotation, cellular component: cilium; cytoplasm. Gene Ontology annotation, biological process: vesicle-mediated transport; establishment of planar polarity; cilium assembly. The record is from RefSeq and is a predicted model, not a curated record.
CAGACGAAGUAAUUUACUUCUAUAUAUUACUUCUUAAUCAAAUAAAUGACUAAUAACUCGUAUUUUAAUAAAUGUGAAAAUUAGUGAUAUAAUUUUUUAUGUUAUUAUUUAUUUUUUUAUUAAUAUAUUUAAAAUAAAAAAUCAAUAUUCAUAUCUUAAAAUCCCGUCGCAAAAUGGUUGUUACCCACGUGUAUUUAUGUAUAGACGGCGACUCCAUUAUUUAGACGAAUUAUGGAUAGAAAUCAAAAUGGCGUCAAAGUAAGUUUUAAGUGGCUUCCGAAUCAUCAUAAACCGCGUUAAAAAUAAGCACAAUACAACUACGAAGAAAUGGAGUUGCAGAAGUGCCAGUUGAAAAUCGACCGGAACUCGGAUUCAAACUGCGGUGAAGGGCCGAGAAGUGAAGAGUGAGAGCUACUCGGUUACGAGUUACGAAUCCAAAGCUCCAGCCUCUGCCCAGUUCCAGCUAACCGUGUUAGCACGGUUCUUUUAAUUUAUAUGUUGUUUUUGUAAAAACAUUUGACAUGAAAUGAAAUAAAUAACAUUGUUGGAAUUUUUAUUCUUUUUAAUUAGACUGUAAAAAAUUGGCAAAAGGAAAAAUAUAGUAAAUAAUAAACUCUUUUAUUUAAUUUAUUCUCACAUUAUGUACUUCCUAAAUUCUUUCUACUGCUAGGUAAAGAUGAAAGUUGUAGUAAAUCUCCCCACCUUUCGAGUGCCGACGCCGACAUUAAACUUUACAGAUCACCUCUUCAAGAAAAUGAUUUAAUUAAACAAGAUAUAGGUAGUUUGUGUUAAAAUAGAAUAUAGCGAUAGUUUAGAUACCUUCUCUUUAAAACUUAAUAUUAAAGCGUUAAUAUAAUUUCUUUUUUAUCAAAUAAAUUUAAAUAUAGUAUAUAAGCUAUUGUAUAAACAGAGAGGAAAUACUAAAGAUUUAACAACAGUUUUCUUGGUAAACCUGCCCUGAAAACAUUUUCACUAUAUAAAUCUUCAUAAUUGGUUUUAAAAGAAAUGGAUGAAGGAAAUUCUAAGACUGUGUCAUUGAAAUCACAAUGUAAAUAUAUUGAUCAAAUGUUUUCUUCAGAAAAUGUGAAAGAUGAUAAUGAACAUGAUUGGUGGGCAAGUGAUAGUGGAUCAAGUACUGGUUCAUACUAUUCAGAUACAGAUAGUUCCACAGCAGAAUGGGAAUCAGAAAUUAAUCCUAAUGGAGAACUAAUUUAUAUAGAAUCUCUAGUAGACAAUAUAAAUGAUGAACAAUUUUCAUUCAAUGAAACAAAACUUGAUUCUCAGCCAGAAUUGAUACGACGACGUAGUACUAGAGCUGGAAAACUUAUGCGACUUAUAAGACGUAAGGAGAGUAAACGUUUGAGCACAAGAAAUAAAAAAGGCAAUUUCAAUAUCACAGUAAACAAUAUUGGAAAUUCGGGAAAAGAUGGAACUACAAUUAAAGAAGUCACUUUUAGAGAUUUUCAAGCAGGUGAAAUUCGCGAAGUUAUACUAUGGGUUGAUCCAGAUAGACGACAUAAACUGGGAAGAAGAGCCACAUUGUGUGAAGCAUAUUUUGGAAUUAUCCCAGGUGUUUUUUCAGAUAAAACACGUAUCAUGGUUGCUGGAUUUAUACCAGAUGGAGAAGCAAUGAAAAAUAAAAAUAUUAAAAUUGGAGAUUGGCUACGAAGUGUGAAUUCAAAUAAUGUUACAUAUCAAAAUUUGGAUCACAUAUUAUCUGAAAUAACUGUUUCAACAAAUGUAACAUUAGAAUUACAAAGAGUUGCAGGUGUUGAUGUUACAGCAACAUUGUCUGGAUUGAAUUGUCCUAAACAAUCUGUAUUGGUACAAAGACUGUUGAAUAAAGAGGAAAGUAAAGAUUUAAUGCAUUCAAUAGUAGAUUAUCCACUUGGUGUAUUAUAUCUACAAACCACAGAACUUUCAGAAGUGGGACCUGAACUACAAGGUGUUUUAUAUGCAUUUCCUCGGUCCGAAAGCAAAAAUAUGCAUUCUAUUUUGUGCACAGCAAGAGGAGCUUUUAUAACCCUUAAUCAUUUAUUACCAGGAAUUGGAGGCCUACAACCUACAAGUACAACAAUACAGAUAGCAGAAGAGGAAAUUCAUGUUGUAUACACACCUCGAAAUGAUGAACUAUUUUUAAUGGCAUUACCAAAAAAAUGUUGUAGCCUUGAAGAAGCUGUCAAUUUAUCAUGUGAUAUAGUGAGAACAUUAGAAUUUGCAUAUCAGUCGCUGAAAAAAUGUUUCACACCUGAAGAAACUCAUCCUUCUUUAGAUCAUUUCUUUAUUUUAGUUAUUGAACGAUUGUUAGACAUAAAGAGUUAUGCAAACAAUGCAGGAUUAACCACCUCAUGUAUGGAAAUUCAUAAUGAUAUUGAAAGUAUGGAAAGUUACAAAUUUACAAGCACCUUUUCAGUUGCAAAUUUUAUAGAGUUAUCAAGAGAUGCACAAAUUCAAAUUGAUGCAGCUUUAAGUGAAAUGGAAGCUAUGGAUUACAGAGAUUGGAAUGAAGAUCCUAUGGACUGUCAAAGGUUAUAUACAAUUUUGGGUAGUUGUAUUUAUCAUAAACAUUAUCUUCUUGGAUCUCAUUUAACACACAGUGAUUUAAUUGAAGUAGAAUCUUAUCUUAGGCAAAAUUGUAUUUUAAAUUUGAUAAAUAACGAACCUGUAAAGAGUCUUGUUAUUUGGAAAAAAGUAUAUCCUUCUUCAUGUAAUCGUAACGAUAUAGAAAACAAAAAUAAUCAACCAUUUGUUCUCAAUGGAAAAUGGUACUUACUCGUUGUUGGUUAUGGACAUGAUUUAUUAGCAGUUCUUCUAGAAUCUGGUGGAUGUACUGCAAAAUGCAGCGAAACUAUAGGUCCAGAUAUAUUUUAUGUAGAAGAAGCUCAGGAGACUUUAAAGCAUAUACAAAAAAUAGGGGUAACAACAUUAGCAGCUAAAUGGAUUUCAUCAAAUACUAGACCUGAAGUAAUAACUUAUGAAGAUCCUGUGCCUGUAAAACCAUCAUCUAGUAUCGCUGAGAAUAUUUUAGGUCUCAUAAAAUCAACAGAUGUGCAAAAUUUAUCUGUCAAACCACCUCAUACUUUAAGUAUUAACAAAAGAUCUCAAGAAAUACCUUCAAUUCUAAAAAAACGUAAUACAGAAGAAUGUCCUGUAAUUUUAGGAUCAGUAUACUCUUUGCAUACGUCAGAGGAUUCAUUAAGUCAAGGAACUGGUGGAAUUAGUGAAAUAAGCGAUGAAGCAUUGCCUAUAUUAGGAAGACGAGCAACAAGAGAGAAAAUUGUUAGUAGAUCAAGAUAUUCUGAUGAUAGCGAUUCUGAUCUUGAUGUGUAUAAGAAUGAUUGUCGAAUGUUAAAUAUGGACAUAUCUAAUAUAAGAGAAAAUUUAUUAAAUCAAGCUGAAUAUUUAGUACCAAAAGUAUUGACAGUGGGUGAUAAGAAUUAUUUAUAUCAUUAUAUACACUUGGACAUGAUUGAAGGAAUUCUUCUAUCCUCAAACCCACUAGAACAUUUAGCAAAAAAUCCUAAUUUCCUUAUUAAUUUUAAUAAAUGUGUUCAUAUUAUUCAUAAAUUGCUACAUAAUACAGUAAGAUUUAAAACUAUGUUAAACUCAGAUGUGGACAAAACUGUCAUUAAUAAGAGUUUAAUUGCUGUUAAGGAGCAUGGAGUGUUAUUUGAAUGGGAAAAUUUAACUUAUUGGGUUGUUGGUCGAUUAUAUACAACUCCCCAUCCAAAGGAGUUGUAUGUAUGUUAUCAGGAUUCUGCACCACAAAAUUUAAUUGAAAUAGCAUUUAAAUUACAUUCAUUACACACGCUAACAUAAGUUUUAGUCCUUUUAAAAUGUCAUUUCUUAAAAUUUUUAAAAAUCAAUAACAUUUUACUAUUUUAUUAAUGUUAAAUAUUUGAUUUAAAAAAGACAAAUUUUUUCUUC